CCAAAUUUCAAUUGGUUUAUGAACGCGAACAUGUUAAGUAUGUGCGUUAGGUAGAAUGUGAAUGCGCCAAUGCAUAAUAUACCAUCUCAUUUAUUCAGUAUUUCAUAUAUAUCAUUUGUUGAUGCUAUCACUUUUUGUGUAUUUUUAUGUGCUGUCGAUUUUCGACCAAACGUAGCGCAUAUUCUACACUAUCAAGAUUAAAAGAUUGACGGAAAAACGGAACUAGUAUCAACGCACCUCAUUCACGGACGGUCGGACGUUGUCAUUUGAAAACGGAAGCCAUCUUGUGGCCGAGCCUCACAUAUUAUACAGGGAAUAAUAGUUCAACGACUAUUUGUUCCGUAAAAUUGUACCGUAUUUUUUCCAUUACGUCUAGACUAUGCAUGAAUUAUUGUAUCACAUGUUUACAUAGCCAUGGCUGCGACGAGAAAGUUGCAAGGUGAAAUAGAUCGGUGCCUUAAAAAAGUAACAGAAGGUGUAGAAACAUUUGAAGAUAUUUGGCAAAAAGUUCAUAAUGCUACAAACAGCAAUCAGAAGGAGAAAUAUGAAGCAGAUCUCAAGAAGGAAAUCAAAAAACUCCAGAGGUUACGUGAUCAAAUUAAAACCUGGCUUGCAUCAGGUGAAAUUAAGGAUAAAAGCACACUUCUCGAAUAUAGGAAGUUAAUUGAAACUCAAAUGGAAAGGUUUAAGGUUGUGGAAAGAGAAACAAAAACAAAAGCUUAUUCAAAAGAAGGUUUAGGAGCAGCUCAAAAACUUGAUCCAGCUCAAAAAGAACGGGAAGAAGUUAGUAAUUGGCUUGCAAAUUCUAUAGAUGCUUUGAAUCUUCAGCUGGAUACAUUUGAAUCCGAGAUUGAAUCAUUACUCGCAGGAAAGAAAAAAAGGUUAGAUAAAGAUAAACAAGAUAGGAUGGAUGAAUUAAAAGCAAAACUCGAUAAACAUCGUUAUCAUAUCCGUAAAUUGGAAACAUUGUUACGUAUGUUGGAUAAUAUGUCUGUUGAAGUUAACACUAUUAAGAGGAUAAAAGAUGAUGUAGAGUAUUAUAUCGAAUCCUCACAGGAACCUGACUUUGAAGAAAAUGAAUAUAUUUAUGAUGAUAUUAUUGGUCUCGAUGAAGUUGAACUGUCUGGAGUUGGUAUUCCCUCGUCAGCAACUACAGAUAGUAAUAAUAGCAAUGAGACUGGAGGUACACCAACCUCAACUAAUUCUGGUACUUCACCUAUACCAUCACCUCCAUUAAGUUCUACCAUGCACAAUCAUUCAAGUGAUAGUUCUACAGAUAAUGAUAAAAAAACAAAGCCUGUGAAACCAACAGCAGUCAGGCCAUUAUUAAAUUCACAGGCGAGCAUUCCAACCACGGGAAGCACUGCCACCAUAAAAUCGAAUUUAUUAUCAAGCAGCACUCCAAGCAAAACCAUUCCCAUGACACCUAGCCAUAGCUCGCCUAGUUCUACAAGUAAUCACAUUGCUACAACUAAUGCCGGCAAUUUUGCUACAGUAGCUGCUUCACAUACUAAUUCUCAAGCCAUCCAUUCUACCUCUAGUAAAACAUCUUCUCAUAGUAGUGAAAAUGGUUUAUUGUCAUCAUCGUCCACGUCUAGCGUUACCUCGAAUGUGCCACAAACGAUCUCGCAGCAGCACAAUAAUCCAGCGCCUAUACAGACGACACAUGUGUUGCAUAAUCAACAAAAUCAGAAUCACAGUAGUGAAACGGAAAUGACAACGCCGAUUCCACCAUCUUCUUCGCCUCAGUCAUCAGUUAGCAGUAGAUCUUCACCUUUGCCCGCAAAUUCCUGCUCGCCAGCGCCAUCCACUGCCAAUGGUCUCAUCCCUAAGCUUCCUGAUGGCAUGUCCUCUUUGAAAUCUAUAGCCCAACAAGUAAUUGUCCGAGCAGGUCUGGAAAUACCGCCGUCCGAGUCGAACAGAAACAUCUUUGACAGUGCUAAGGCGAACAAUAAUAACAACAAUGCUACUUCGGAAGCACACAUUCCUCCUCUACUCGGUGUUGCGCCACUCGGACCAGUACCUCUACAGAAAGAACAUCAGUUGCAGUUCCAGAUGAUGGAGGCUGCUUACUACCAUAUGCCUCACCCAUCUGAUUCUGAACGUUUAAGAUCAUAUUUACCAAGAAAUUUAUGUCCUACACCUCCUUAUUAUCAACAGGUCCAACUUCCUCAUUCUGAUACUGUGGAAUUCUUUCAACGUCUUUCUACUGAAACAUUAUUCUUCAUAUUUUAUUAUAUGGAAGGUUCUAAAGGCCAAUACCUGGCUGCAAAAGCUCUAAAGAAACAAAGUUGGAGGUUUCAUACAAAAUAUAUGAUGUGGUUUCAAAGGCAUGAAGAACCAAAAGUGAUUAACGAGGAAUAUGAACAGGGAACCUACAUUUAUUUUGAUUAUGAAAAGUGGGGACAAAGGAAAAAGGAAGGUUUUACAUUUGAGUACAAGUACUUAGAGGACAGAGAUCUGAAUUAACAGUUUUGUUGUUUGUGGAGUCUCCGAAUGCACUAUUUCUGUACCGGUAUUAUCAAAAAUCGAAAAGACAGAUUUUAUUUUUUACAAUUCUAUAUUUUCACAAAAUAUAAUUUUAUUUAUUGGUAAAGAGUAUCUCAGAAAAAAGUAUAUGAAACAAAAAUGAAAGAAAAGCUCGUGCAUAGCAAGCAAUGAAGAUACUUCAUUAUAUUUUGACAUUGCGAUAUUCCUUUUCGAGAAAUAGAAAAGCAAAACACGAAUCACGCAAUUGAAAGAAACAAAAAUGCAACUAAUGGAGUAAGUUAAUCGGGGACAGUAAAUUGUAACCAUAAAAAAUAAUGAAUGAAAAGCACCAGAGACACACUUUUAAUAUUUUAGUGUGUGGUGUGUGAUACAAGAGGAAGAAGUUAUACUCGCUGGCGACUGACUCUGUAAUACCAGUACAAACAUGCGUGCGGCCCAUCUGCCGUUUAGCGGUAAGGUGGAGGGCGCUCAUGCUAUGGUAUGUCUUAAUGUUAGAUUAUAAGUAGCCUUUUUGUAUAAAGUAUAUUGAGGUAUAAAACCCUUAAAUUGAAUUACUGUACAGAAUGUGUAGAAAUAGUGAAUAAUAAUAUUAUGGAAUAUAUUUUAUUUCUCAUUUAAAUGAAACUUAAGUUGUUUCAGUUUUUGGCAUCUGACACAUCUCUGACACCUUGCAUUCAGAACAUUCCAUCCAUUAGAUUUCUGCCCUCGACCAGGUUACUUAUAGAUACGUUCUAACAGUUUAAACACGAAUCUUGAACUCGUCGUCGAAGUCAAAAUAGCUAUUUGAUGAUUGAUUUAGCUAUUUCUUUAAUGAAUAUCCUGCUAAUUCAGGAAAUUUUGAUUUAAUUCUUUUUUAGCAAUUUUUACGUGCAACGUAUGUUUAUCGAAUGAUGAUUCGUGAUAAUUAUUGUGCAUAUGUAUUUAUAAAAUAAUAAAAUAGAGAGAGAGAACGAGAGCGAAUGAGAAAUAAAGCCAUAUUGUACGAAUUUAUUUAUUAUAAAUUGUCGAUACUAUGUCAUGUGCGAUAAAGCAUCUGUGAUUUAAAAAAAAAAAAAAA
This is a messenger RNA of Apis mellifera (honey bee), 3547 nucleotides long. It is a transcript of the gene Not3, whose product is annotated as CCR4-NOT transcription complex subunit 3. Bases 415 to 2469 code for a protein of 684 amino acids. Gene Ontology annotation, biological process: regulation of DNA-templated transcription; nuclear-transcribed mRNA poly(A) tail shortening. The record is from RefSeq and is a predicted model, not a curated record. Gene Ontology annotation, cellular component: CCR4-NOT core complex; P-body; nucleus. The transcript has 9 exons. NCBI's taxonomy places the organism in Eukaryota, Metazoa, Arthropoda, Insecta, Hymenoptera, Apidae.